AUGGCGCCACGGAACAUGACAAGACCUGCCCAUCCUCAAGUUAAGGCAGCAUCACCCUCGACCCCGACAACAAUGAUCAGUCUUCCGAUGGAAGCCAUCGAGAGGAUUGCUCACUGCGUCGACGUCCGAGAUGUGGAUGACAUACACGCUCUAUCUCGGGUGUGCAAAGGCUUCUACCAUGCCUGCAUUCCAAUCUACCACAAGAGGGUGGUUGAGAGACACCCUUAUAUACUCAAUUGGGCGACCGCAAUCGGCAGAUUGGAUCUCAUGGAGAGAUUCCUCAAAGCUGGUGCAGAUCAAAACGCGAAGAUUCGUGAUCCGGGACGUGAUAGGAGAAGACCGCGCUUCUACCCGCCAGGACUUACUACUUUGGGGAUAUUCUUUUGGCAAUACUUUCGCCAGUCAUUCGACUCGAUCUUCGUACCACGUCAAUACAGAGGGCUUUUGAGAGAAGGACAUCGCCUCCGACGAGCAAGGCCCGAAGAUCGCUCUCUGACGCCUCUAAGUAUCGCUGUCUACCAAGGCAACUACGAAGCCCUCGCCUUGUUGUGCAGACACAAUCCCGAUUGGAUGGUACAACUCGACCCUCGCCUUAUCGACAUAGAAGGAGAGCCAAAUGGGCUGUAUUGGCGUCUCUCCGAUAUGGCAUUCUACCACAGGGACGAAGAUAUACUGUUGAAGGCCUUGCCAGCAAUACAAGCAACAGGCUUGCGUCAUCUCGCCGUAAUAUAUCGGAGACUCUCACUGAAAAGGCUCAUUGACCGAGAUUUUUUAAAGGUGGCAGCGUUCCUUCUCGAGCAGUUACCCUUCGACAAUAACCACUUCAUGAUCCUCAGCGAUUAUAUCUUCCAUGGCGCGGAUGUGAAUGAAAGGUGGCGGGACUUUCAUAAUCUCAGUGCUAUGCAGCAUGCAUUCCGCCUAUCACUCGACCAGACAAGACGGCCAGACUUCUUCGCGGAUUGGGCAGCGUUGCUCGCAAACUACGGAGCAAAUAUCGACGAGGAUCAAGGCAUAGGUCAUACCCUUCUUAUAGAGGCUUGCUACAUUGGUUGUUUCGACCAGGCGCGUGUGCUCCUCUCUGUCGGAGCUUCGCCAGUUAUAGCCUUCUCUCGUGCCGGUUUGCAUGUAGCCGCCCGAGCUCCACCGCAAGGUGGCGAGUUUCACAUUGGCUCCCACGGAAACGGUUUACCGGUGAUAGAUUUCACGCCCCUUGAGAUUGCGUGUCUACCGUAUAUGCACGGGUGGUCAUACGGGCUGUUGACCUAUAAGGCGAGCCACGACGCCCGGUCAGAAGCCAGAUGCCAGGCCUGGCACGCGUCACGGUUGGCGUUCAUAAGAGCUAUAGCCCCAACCUUGGAAGACGCUCGCGGGCAGGCGAUCUUGCGAACGGCACUGUCCAUAGCUGCUGAGCUCCGGGAUGUGGAUGUUGUCAGCGCCUUGCUGGAGGCUGGCGCCGGCCUUACCGGUGGGAGUGAGCUAUCCUGGGGCAGGAUGGGCAUGUUUCCUCCGCUUGUGGUUGCGCUGCUCAAGUCAAAGGUCUUUAGACACCAGGGAGGCCGAGGUGAUGCUGAGAAGACGGCCAGACUACUUCUUGACAGCGGGGCGGAUGUGGGGAAUUUGCAGUACUUUCCAGGCGCGUUAUGGAAUUUCGAGGUGAUUCUUGGGGUCUCUGCGGAAGAUUACAGACAGCCGGUAUGA
This is a messenger RNA of Colletotrichum godetiae, 1698 nucleotides long. RefSeq names its product ankyrin repeat-containing domain protein. The record is from RefSeq and is a predicted model, not a curated record. Gene Ontology annotation, cellular component: nucleus; cytoplasm. The transcript has a single exon. Gene Ontology annotation, molecular function: protein binding. NCBI's taxonomy places the organism in Eukaryota, Fungi, Ascomycota, Sordariomycetes, Glomerellales, Glomerellaceae. The coding region runs from base 1 to 1698 and encodes 565 amino acids.